Salvia hispanica is the source of this 987-nucleotide messenger RNA. RefSeq lists its product as uncharacterized. The record is from RefSeq and is a predicted model, not a curated record. Gene Ontology annotation, biological process: RNA processing. NCBI's taxonomy places the organism in Eukaryota, Viridiplantae, Streptophyta, Magnoliopsida, Lamiales, Lamiaceae.
CUUCUCCUUCACAAAUUACUCUCGCCGGUGUUCUCCAACGCCUCUGCCUCUUCCUGUAUCACUACUUCUCCAUCCUACAUGAAGAAUAUUUGAAAGCUUGAAGCUCCACACCCAUUGCCAAACAUUGACACGGCAACGCGGUUCCAUGACGCUGAGAGAAGAAUCGGCUCGUAAAAGACACGGCAACAUAAAUGCCAAAACCAUGUGCAAGAUCGACCAUCUGAAAGAAGUAGCAUUGUGGGCGGCCGAUGCCUCUGUUCCUUCCCUCGCCGCUUACUUCGGGGAGCGCCUCUCUGCCACCAACGAAGCACUGGGUGUUCGGGGCGACCCUGCUUUAUUUGUCUGCGAAAGAUGUGAAUCUAUUCUGCAACCCGGUAACAAUUGCAGUGUUCGGAUUGAGAAUAACAAGUCAAAAGGGAGGCAUAGGCGAAAGAGAUCGAAGAUUAUAGUGCAGAACAAUAUUGUUUACAGAUGUCACUUUUGUUCUCAUCAAAAUACGAUGAGAGGAACACCGAAUGGCUAUGUCAAAGAGAUACGUCCGCCAAAGCCUAAACCAGCACCGGGCUUAAAGAAAGUGCGGGAGAACCACCCUAGCUCGGAAAACGCUACAACUACUGUCGAGUGCAGUGGUUUGUUGCCUUUAGAUGGACAGGAUCUUGAAGGAAGCUCUCUGGCCACUCCACUGUCGAAAAGUGGUCUUUCUUUAUUGGAUUCAAAGCGGAGGAAAAGAAAUAGACCCGGUGCAAAGAAAGCCGAUGAACCUCAAAUCAGCCUGGGUGCAGCAGAUACGGAGAAGAGCACUCAAGCUUCGAGUAAGAGAAGGAAGAGGACGUGGACGAGUCUGAAGGAGAUUGCUGAGAGUAGUGGCCAAGAUGUUGGCAAGAAAUUCACAAACUCAUCUGUACCAUUCUCUAUUUAAGAUUGCACAAUGUGAGAGCUGUAGUCAACUGUAAAAUAUAGUUAACGAAUUAAAUAUUUAUUAGGAUA